Oxyura jamaicensis (ruddy duck) is the source of this 1033-nucleotide messenger RNA. RefSeq names its product centrin 3 (gene CETN3). The record is from RefSeq and is a predicted model, not a curated record. Lineage: Eukaryota; Metazoa; Chordata; Aves; Anseriformes; Anatidae. The transcript has 5 exons. Gene Ontology annotation, molecular function: microtubule binding; calcium ion binding. Gene Ontology annotation, cellular component: microtubule organizing center. Gene Ontology annotation, biological process: spindle pole body duplication. Bases 15 to 632 code for a protein of 205 amino acids.
GGCAUCCAAGUUAAAUGUUAAAGCUCCAACUGCUUCUGUGUCUCAAAGCUCUUUCGUCUAGGAAGUGUAGAAAUAAGGUGUUUUCAGGAGUUGUGUCAUCUCAGCUGCUAACCCAGUUUGUGAUGUCAAGCAUUCUUUUCAACAGGAAUGAGCUUUCAGUGGACAAAAUGAAAAAGAAGAAAAGAAGAGAAUUGACUGAGGAGCAAAAACAAGAAAUUAAAGAUGCCUUUGAGUUGUUUGAUACAGAUAAAGAUAGAGCAAUAAAUUACCACGAAUUGAAGGUGGCAAUGAGAGCCUUGGGUUUUGAUGUGAAAAAAGCCGAUGUACUGAAAAUACUUAAAGAUUAUGAUCGAGAAGCAACAGGCAAGAUCACUUUUGAAGAUUUUAAUGAAGUUGUGACAGACUGGAUAUUGGACAGAGAUCCACAAGAAGAAAUACUCAAGGCAUUCAAAUUGUUCGAUGAUGAUGACUCCGGUAAAAUAAGUCUGAGAAACCUGCGUCGGGUUGCUAGAGAACUGGGUGAAAAUAUGUCUGAUGAAGAACUACGGGCUAUGAUCGAAGAAUUCGAUAAAGAUGGAGAUGGAGAAAUCAAUCAAGAAGAGUUCAUUGCUAUUAUGACUGGCGACAUUUAACAUCAGAAAAGAAGAAAUGAAUUCAUCGCAAAAGGGAGGAAUUACUGACAUCUGCCAUUCCAAUAUUUUGAACUUUGUUUCUGUAGAGUCACGUAGAAGAUUACUUUCCUCGCCGAUAAAAAUAACACAGGUUUUGUAUGCUGAUACUUCAGUACUUUGUGUCAUUAAAUGUUGUGACUCAAAUAACUGAUAUAGCAUGUUAGAAGAAGUAAAGCUACAUUUCAGAAUGUUUGAGUACUCAUUUGUAAAAUAGCUUUGUAUAAGAUUUCUAAAUUAUAUCGUAUUACAAGAGCCUUUUGAAGUUGACUUUGUGUUAUGAUUAGCUAUGGCCUUAGUUUUGAUACAUAAGGUUUGACAAGCUUCCAUUUUAAUAAAAUAUUCUUUACUAUUGCUACCUGAAA